GCGAACGAUGAAUGGCAAUAUAGAGUUUAUCAAUUUAUUCGAGUGCUAAUUUGAUAAUUUCACCUGUGCUGGCGGCUGACGCACUCGACAAGGCUGUAAAAACCUGGGCGCAACAACAAGAAUUCAAAACAGCGUGACUCACGCACAUGCCACGCACCUGGUGCAGUUGCCCAUCCCUAGCUGCUGCCCCCGAAAGACGAAAACACGUAAAGGAAUAAAAUGUAUAGUUUUUAGCAGCAAAAGCGGUGCGCGGGCUCAAAACCAAAACGUUUUCAAGUAUUAAACUACCAAUUAAGCAACGAUCCUCCUAGUGACAUAGUCAAACUUUACGCCGCGCACCGUGAUCGCCGCUUUUUAUCGCCUUUCCGCCUGGCCACCGCUACAUGUCCAUUUUUGGUGAAGAAUUUCUCGCCAAAUUCUCACCCGCGGCCGGACGCAAUGAGAGAUGAGAUUUAACUGGCUGAGCGAGUACGUGGCCAGCAUCUCUAGCAGCAUCGAUCGAGAGUCCAGUCCCUGGCGGCAACUGCAGCAGCAGGUGCAGCAGCUCACCUUCACCCCGCAGGCCAUAUACUGCCGUAUCAAGUCCACUUCCGCCGAAGCACUGGAGCACGUAGUGAUCGCCUGUGUGGUGUACUUGCUAGUAUGCCUGGGCCUCUACAAGCUCACCUUUUGGCUCUCCACGCCGCCGGCUGGCGGGGCUCACAACAACAACAAUGCUCCGCCCGGAACCGGAGACGAGCGGGAGUCUGGUGGACUGAAACAGGCACUGCAGUCCGGACUACGGCUGCGUAGCGUUCGGCUGCCAAAGACGACGCAUAUGGAGCGCGUCCUGCUGGUAACCGCCCAUCCGGAUGACGAGUGUAUGUUCUUUGGGCCACUGAUCUACUCGCUGACACAGCGUCAAGGCUGCCAGGUGUACAUACUCUGCUUGUCCAACGGCAACUACGAACAUGCCGCCAAGCUGAGGCGUCAGGAAUUGUGGCGCUCGUGCUCCAAGCUGGGUGUGCCCGAGUCCAACAUUGUGCUGAUGAAUGCAACCAACCUGCCGGAUGACCCGAAUGUGGACUGGCGCCCGGAUGUGGUGGCUAGCUUAAUACUCCACGCCGUUGAAAGUCUCGACAUCCAGGCGAUAUUCACGUUCGAUCGCGAUGGCGUCAGCUCGCAUCCGAACCAUUGCGCCGUGUACUACGCGGCCGCAUCGCUGUGCUUGGCCAACCUUUUGCCCAAAGAUUGCAAGUUCUACACCUUGGACUCGAUAAAUGUGGUCAGAAAAUAUCUGUCCAUUUUCGAUCUUCUGUGCACGUGCUUUAUGUCAACACAUUGGUGCAUUCUGAACUGGAGGGAGGCGGCGAUUGUGAGAAGUGCCAUGAAGGAGCAUCAGUCGCAGAUGAAGUGGUUUCGCUGGCUCUACAUCUACACGUCGCGCUACAUGUUUAUCAAUUCAAUGCGGCAGAUAAAUCUCUCAGAUGUGGAGUUGGAAAUGCAGAUACACGACAAUUAACAAAUACGGAAGGAUAUUAAAGGGAAACAACACCAAAAGACAAACUACCUUCAUGAUCGGAUGCAGAACGCGAAGUUUUUAUUUUAGACUCUGACGAUUCUACUAGUAUACAACACGUAUGUAGCUACUGUUGGCCAAAUGAUCGAAAGCAAUUGGAAUAUAUCAAUAUCCAAACCAAAACCAGGGAACAAAGAAAGAACCAGGCAGUAACCGCAACCGCAACCACAAAACAGUCCAUUAAUUAGUUUCACUCAUACAAAAUGGCAUAUCUUUAACUCUGCAUAUUUAUUAGUUAGCUCUAAUUAUUAUUUAUACUCAGUCCAAGCAAUGUUCCAAAGUGUGCGAUGUAGUCAAAUGCUUUAAAAUUAAAAGAGAUGUAUGCGUUAUUAUUCUAA
Messenger RNA from Drosophila serrata, 1896 nucleotides. RefSeq names its product phosphatidylinositol glycan anchor biosynthesis class L (gene PIG-L). Gene Ontology annotation, molecular function: N-acetylglucosaminylphosphatidylinositol deacetylase activity. NCBI's taxonomy places the organism in Eukaryota, Metazoa, Arthropoda, Insecta, Diptera, Drosophilidae. The record is from RefSeq and is a predicted model, not a curated record. Gene Ontology annotation, cellular component: endoplasmic reticulum.